ACGCGGAUUCUGUCCAAUGUACAGCGCCACUCUUCUGAGGGCGGGACGGCGCGGAACCUGCAGAGCUGGUGGUGAAAGCGCGUGGCCGAGGCGGGCGAGAGUGGACGCUGCAGGAUGGUAAAACAUAAGAGAAAAGGUCCCAAAGGGACAGAGAAGAAGAGUAAAAAGCUAAAGAUAACAUCAUCAGAAGAGACACCGCAGGCAUCUGACGCCCGGCCGGGCAAGGAGGCGACCAGCCUUAAGGUGCUGGAGGCCAGCGCUGAACUGUCCCCAGAGGAGAGGAGGGUCUUGGAAAGGAAACUGAAGAAGGAACGGAAAAAGGAAGAGAAAAAGCGGCUGCGAGAGGCAGGCAUUGCUGCGGCUCAGACAGCCAAGGGCCAGACCCUGCCAGCCAAGCCCUCGGCUGCCGUUCUAGCCCUGGAGUAUCUCCAAGGGUGGGCCCGGAAGCAGGAGAGCUGGAGAUUCCAGAAGACGAGGCAGACGUGGCUCUUGCUGAACAUGUAUGACGAAGACAAGGUUCCUGAUGAGCACUUUCCCACCCUGCUGGACUACCUCGAGGGGCUGAAGGGCAGUGCCCGUGAGCUGACAGUCCAGAAGGCCGAGGCCCUGAUGCAGGAGCUCGAUGAGGCCGACACCGAGGCCAGAGAUGCACAGCUGGGGAAGAUGGAGCGCCUCCGGCAGGUGCUGCAGCUGCUCUCCUAACAGGAGGAGGUGGCCUUGGGACCCGAGGACAUGCUGGCUACCUCCUCUGCAGCUUUGGGAGCAAGCAGGUCACCGGAAGGUCAUGUGCCUUGAGGACUUCCUUCCAAAGUCCUGGGAAGGACCCCCCCCACACACACACACACCUAUAUGCAGUCCUGGUGCCUUGAGAGUUGAACAUGGUCUCCCAGAAGCAGCUCCCAGCUGCCACUCCCAUGUGUGUGGCCCCAAGGUGGCUGUGAACAGAUUCUAUGAAUGAAAUCUCAGAGACUGGCCCAUGCCGGCUUUCCCCAUCAGCUAGGGUUUUGGUGGAUCUCCUACAUACUCAGUCUGAGGGCCGCUGCAGUACAGCCUAACAACUUACCUGCCUACAAGGAAGCCCUGCUGGGGACUUGGAGUGAGGAUCCUGGACCUGUAUGGCCGCCAGGAGCUACUAGAGGCUGCUGCCCCUUGACCCCGGCUGGCUUUCAGCAACCAUGUGUUGUCCCUCAGUGUCAGGAGUAGGUCCAGCUCCUUCUCACUGGGUUGUCUCAGCCCACAUGUUGGAAGCAGAAUGACUAAGCAUUUGUGUCUGGACCUGUGUCACUGUCAGAGCACAUAACCGACUCUCAGUGAGUGAAUUUCCUGGGGACCAUAAAGAAGCAUCCAUAGAUACCAUGUAUGGAGGGCACUGACCGGCCAGAGAGGAUGUGGUGCAAGUCUAACUCAGUGAGCAUUGAGCUCACUGGGUUUGCAUGGGAGCUGUGCAGGGUCUGUCUUCAGCCUCCUGGGCCAUCCAGCCCACAGCUUUCAGAGCCCCUCACUCACAACCCCUGGGCAUCAGAGUAACUUUUACACACCCCUGGAAUAGAGCUAUAUAAAAGAGGUGUACAGAUCACAUAUUAUCUACUAGAUCAUAAGAAAUUUAUUUUAAAAGCAAUUCUGAAUAUAUUUAAUUUUGUCAUUUAUUAAAGAUUUAAAACAAGUUUGCAGAGGUGUGCAGCCUUGUUGCUGAGAACUGAGGGGGAGGACAGAAAAUACUGAAAGCUUGUUUUCCAUAAAUUGUCUUAAACUCUGAGGCUAAUUCCAGCUCUCAGGAGGCAGAGGCAGGCAGAUCUCUGAAUUUGAGGCCAGCCUGGUCUACAGAGUUGAGUUCAGGACAGCCAGGACUGCACUGAAACUCUGCCUUGAAAACCCAAAAUAAAUAAAUAAAACCCUGAGACUGAUAGCAUCAUGUCAUGAGCCAGGGAGUUUCAGGUUGCAGAUCAUGCAGCAGGAGUGCACACAUGGUGUGUUCAGGUCAUGCGGCAGGAGGGUGUGCUCAGAACCAAGGCUACAGGGAAGUUGUGCUAUGUGACACCAGGAAACAGGACUUAUUACACGUUUAACUGUUUGUUUGUUUGUUUGUUUAUUUUUGGUUUUUCUAACCAGAGUUUUUCUGUGUAGACCAGGCUGGCCCCGAACUCACAGAGAUCCACUUGCCUCUGUCUCCCAAGUGCUGGGAUUAAAGGUGUGCGCCACCACCCCCAGGCUACACAUUUUACUUCUGAUUUUUGAUUGUUGCACAGAAAUGUCUGACUUGCCAAAUGUUUUCUUGCCCGAGUAGAGCUGCAGCCCACAGUUGAAGAGGCAGGAAGGAAUGGUGGCUGGGAUCUCAGGUGGAUCAGGUGACUCCCACGCUGGUAUCCCUCCCUACAUGGAUGUCAACGGGCCCAGUCUCUCAGGGGUCUCCUUUGGCUGGUGACAGCUGCUCUGAUUGAUGCAAGGCCCAAGAGGACAGAGUUCCACCGCCCACUCCCAGCUCCAAGUGGACAGGACUUGCGUCACACUGAGGAGAUAGAUGGCCAACCAGAGCCAGCUGGGCUAAAGCCAGGCUGCCCUCAGCUGCCCUCAGCUGCCCAGAGGUCCAAGUGAGCCUGUGAGAGCAGCCGCGGUUCCAUUCAGAACCUUCUGCCACUAGAGGGCGGUCCAGUCCCUACCGCCUUAAGCACUGCCCUCCUGCCUGAAACACGAUGCCACGUGGCAGAAGAGAGGGCACACACUGGGGUAGCCCCCAGGCUGCAAACUCUACCAGAUCACCUGAGUGAAGCAGAGCUGAGCUGUCCCUGGGUCAUAUGAAAGUGUUAGGAUAGAACUGGGCAGUGGUGAAAAACACUAUUAAUCUCCAGCACUCGGAAGGCAGAGGCAGGCAGAUCUCUGAGUUUGAGAUCAGCCUGGUUUUCACAGUGAGUUUCAGAACAGCCAGGGCUGCAUAGAGAAGCCCUAUCUGGGGGGGGGGGGG
This is a messenger RNA of Alexandromys fortis (reed vole), 2959 nucleotides long. RefSeq names its product chromosome unknown C7orf50 homolog (gene Chlsn). The transcript is spliced from 5 exons. Lineage: Eukaryota; Metazoa; Chordata; Mammalia; Rodentia; Cricetidae. The coding region runs from base 115 to 702 and encodes 195 amino acids. The record is from RefSeq and is a predicted model, not a curated record.